AUGGCUGAAUUGUCUGUCUUUGCUACUUCAAUACUCACAAAGGUCACCACAUUUGCUGUUGAAUAUGCUAUCAACGACAUUAAACUUGCAUGCAAUGUAAGGAGUGAGCUGGAAAAGUUGAAAAACUCAUUGGGAGCUAUCUGUGCUGUUCUUAAAGAUGCUGAAAGGAAACAAUGUACAACUAGUUCGGUUAAACACUGGCUGGAAAAUCUCAAAGAUUUUGUCUAUGACAUUGAUGAUGUUCUCGACGACGUCGGGACACGAGCAUUGCAGCAGAAAGUUGGAAAAGGUGAAAUCCGAACUUACCUUGCUCAACUAUUCAUCUUUCCUUUUGAACUGGCAAGAAAUAUAAGAAAGGUUCGUGAGAGGCUAAAUGAAAUAGCUGCACUUAGAAGAAAUUUUGAUUUGAAAGAAGAACCAAUAGACACACCUUCAGAUCGAAUUGUCCAGAGAGAAACAUACUCCAUUGUAGAUGAGCGAAAGAUUGUUGGAAGAGAUAAAGCUAAAAUUGAUAUUGUGAAGGUGAUUUCAGAAGCUGCUGAAUCUAAAUCUGAUACCCUGUCAGUACUUCCACUGAUUGGAAUGGGAGGUGUAGGCAAGACUGCCCUAGCAAAACUGGUAUUUAAUGAUAAAAGAACCAAAGAAAAGUUUGAUAAGACUCUAUGGGCAUGUGUGUCUAAUGUGUCUGAUCUUAACCAUAUCGUAGAUGUAAUCAUACAAUCAGACAGCGGUGAAAGCAAUAAGCAAUUAACACUAGAAGCACUGCAAAAGAAGCUGCAAGAGCUUUUAGGAGAUAAGAGAUAUUUGCUAGUGCUAGAUGACAUAUCAAAUGACAACAUUAGUGUUUGGGAAGAACUGAUGAACUUGCUACCAUGUGCUAAAAGUGGAAGCAUGAUUUUAAUCACCACACGUCUUUCAAAAAUUGCAUCAGUGUUGAAGACCAUAGGACCAUAUGAGGUACCAAAACUUCCACAUGAUGAAUGCAUGAAAGUAUUUGCUCGAUAUGCUUUCAAAGGAGAGAAGGCAAAGGAUACUGCACUGCUGAAAAUUGGAGAAUCCAUUGUACAGAAAUGUGAUGGCCUUCCUUUGGCAGCUAGGACAUUGGGAUCCCUGUUGUUCAUGGAAGAUAUUUCUAAGUGGCAAGAGAGAACUUCUGAUAAUGUAUUGGGUGGCAAUGGGUCUGUUGAGUACAGCUGGUGGAAGUAG
Messenger RNA from Oryza brachyantha (malo sina), 1206 nucleotides. RefSeq names its product putative disease resistance protein RGA3. Gene Ontology annotation, molecular function: ADP binding. The record is from RefSeq and is a predicted model, not a curated record. The transcript is spliced from 2 exons. Gene Ontology annotation, biological process: defense response to fungus. Lineage: Eukaryota; Viridiplantae; Streptophyta; Magnoliopsida; Poales; Poaceae. Bases 1 to 1206 code for a protein of 401 amino acids.